This is a messenger RNA of Saimiri boliviensis boliviensis (Bolivian squirrel monkey), 2428 nucleotides long. The record is from RefSeq and is a predicted model, not a curated record. NCBI's taxonomy places the organism in Eukaryota, Metazoa, Chordata, Mammalia, Primates, Cebidae.
UUUUUUGGAGACAGGGUCUGGGUCUGUUGCCCAGGCUGGAGAACAAGGGCGCGGUCAGGGCCCCAUGCAGCCUCGCCCUCCUGGGCCCGAGCGAUGCUCCCACCCUGGCCUCCCAAAGUGUUGGGAUUACAGGCAUGAGCUCCUGCGCCCAGCCUCAGGUCAUUCUGAAACUGUAGUGUGGGUGGGGCACACGGUGGUCCCCGUGACCCCUGCACACCCAGGCAGGAGCCUCGGAGGAGAUCCUGGGCUGAAGUCCCUGAGGAGUUUCAUCUUUUCCUGGUGGCUCGUCUGCGUCCAUUUUCCCUGCUGGUCCUCAUGCCACCUUCCCCCUCGGUGUGUGGGGGUCUGUGUCUGCUUCUGCACCCCCAGCCCCGCCCAGCCCCGUGCCGUCCUCAGACGCUCCUGGCCUCAGGGAUUCUGCCCUGCUGACCCCACUGCCUGGAAUGCUGAUCCCUGAGGCCUCAGCUGGUGUCACCCACAGCCUCUGCCUGAGUUGGCCUUUGGGGGUCACACCGGAGCCCCGUCCUGCUGGCUGUCCAUCUGGCCUCCCGACGUCAGCUCCAGGCGGGAGGGCCCCGGUCUGCACUGCCCCCUGCUCCUGGCGGUGUCUGACAUAAAGACACCCGGUGAGCGUCGCUGACCAAAUGCACGCAUGGAGCAGAGGCCAGAGGAAGGGCUGCUCUGGAAAGCGCAUCAGCCCCACCUCUCUCCGCAUCUGUGCUGGGGCGCCCCAGGGCCCUGGGCAAGAUUCUGCCCCCAAGCCCUCUGUCUCUCGUUUAUGGAGAGCCUCCCUCAGCCCAGCACACAACCUGCACACCUCACAGCCCCACACGUGUCUCAGCACUGCCUGCUGGGCCGGGGCCCCUGGGAAGCAGCUCAGGGCGGCCGGUCCGUGUGUGAGUCACACACACACACCUCUGCACACACACGACACAGACGUGUGAACCCGCUCCUGCACCUGUGCUGCAGAUGCUGGCUCUGGGCACUGACAGGGACGCUUCAUCCUUGUGGUGGGAGGCCCUCAGAACGGAGAAGUGCCCCCUUUCGGCAGACUCAGACCUCUUGGGGUCGGAGGCCGGGCAGGGGUCUUCCUCAGCUCCCUGAGCUGAGCGCUGCGGCCUGGCACGCUCCUUCCAGGAGGAGGAGAACCUCAGGCCUGGACCGUAGCUCAGCCCUCCCGCCCCUGGGACGGGGAACGCAAAGGCUCCAGGUGGGCUGGUCAGCUGCAGCGAUGGGCACAGGCCUGGGCUCCUUUCACAGCCACACCUGGGGGGCUGGCUCUGGCCUGCCCUGCGCACUGUGUGGGUGAAUGACAGGUGGCUCCAGAUUUCUGGGCAUAAAUCAGGUCCCAGUAGAAAAUGCCCCAGAGAAACAGGCAGGCUGGGCCUCACCGCCAGACCCUGCCACCUGCCCCCAGCCAGGGGUCCCUUCUCGGUCCUCUCGUCUGCCCAGCCCCUGGUCUUGACCUCCUCCCUGUGGAGAUGCAAAGGGAGGGUGGGGGCAGGGACACCCUGUAGUCAGGACAGCUCUUGGGGAAGCAGCGCUGGGGAGGGCAGAGAGGCGCCCAGCACCGCCCUGGUCUGAGGCACCACCUCCAGGAAGCCCUCUCUGAGCUCUGAGGCCUGCGGUCUGCUGUGUGCUGCUCUCUGUGGUCCUGCUUACACAGAGGGUUAGCAGCUGCACUCACCGGGCUGGGAGGGCUGGGUGUGGGGAACAUGGCCCGGCCCCCGAGGCUCCUGCUGCUGACCCUCCUCCUGGCACUGGCCCCAGGCCUGCCCAAGGCCCUGACCAUCCAAGAGAUGCAGCAGUCUCCCUGCUUCACGAUGGCCCCCGUGGCAGGCGCGGUCAACAUCACCUGCUCCACCGGCGGGGCCCUGAGUGGGAUCUACCUGAAGCGACUCUGGCCACAGCCCACAGACAUCAUUUACUACGAGGACGGGGUGAUGCCCACGGUGAACACGCUGUUCCGGGACCGUGUCAACUUCUCGGGGUCCCAGGACAAGCUGACCAUCACCUUGCAGCGCCUGCAGCCGGCAGACACCGGCACCUACAUCUGUGAGGGCCUCACGGAGACUCAUGUCUUCCGCCCCCCUCAAGGCACCUUGGUCCUGGUGACAGGCGCACACAGAUGCCCGGAGGCCCCGCCGACAGCCUCUGCCCUUCCUGCGGCCCUGAUGGUGGUCUCCUUCCUCCUUGGGCUGGGCCUGGGGGUGGCGUGUGUGCUGGCGAGGACCCAGGUCAGUGUAAGCCCCAGCUGCCACCUGCAUCCCCACAAGUGUCCCUCUCCUGAGAGCAGAGUGGGGGGCGCCAAGGCCUCAGAGGAAAACCCCAGCACCCGAUGCCUCCUCUGCAGGCUCCGGCAGCCCUCAGGGUGGAAGUGGCAUGGGAGGGACGGAGGGAAUCAGCAGUGAAGCUGGGGCCCGUGUGC